AACCUGAAACUACAACAACAGCAAACUGUCAUGGCGGCUGCCACAAGGCUCAUCUCAAGGUUGACGCUGGUCACCGGUGGAGGCAGUGGGAUCGGGCGGGCGGUGUGCCAGCGUUUGGCCUCUGAGGGCGCCUCCGUGGUGGUCGCUGACAUCAGCGAGGAGUCGGCCAAUGAGACGCUGGGGAGUCUGCAGAGCAACCUCAGAGGGCAGGUCCACACGGCGGCUGUAGUGGACGUGUCGUCUAAAGAGAGCAUCAAGAAGCUGGUAAUGAGCGUGCAGACUCGGUACUUCCAGCCUCCCUCGGUGUGCGUGAACGCAGCCGGCAUCACUCAGGAUGACUUCCUGCUCAACAUGGAGGAGGAGCAGUUUGAUAAAGUCAUCCAGAUCAACCUGAAGGGUUCAUUCUUGAUCACUCAGGCGGUCGCUCAGGCUCUGGUGGCCUGUGGAGCGCCCAAAGGAUCCAUCAUUACUGUGGGCAGCAUCGUGGGAAAGGUAGGAAACAUCGGUCAGGCUAACUACGCUGCCUCUAAAGCUGGAGUCGAGGGUUUAACAAGGACCGCUGCCAAAGAGCUCAGCAGGUUUGGGAUUCGCUGUAACUGCGUGCUGCCAGGGUUCAUUACGACUCCAAUGACAGAUAAAGUGCCAGAGAAGGUUAUUAGCAAGAUCGAGUCCUUGGUGCCUCUGGGAAGGAUGGGCGAGCCGGCGGAGGUCGCUGAUGUCUGCGCCUUCCUCGCCUCGGACGACUCUCAGUACAUCACCGGAGCCAGCAUCGAAGUGACAGGCGGACUUUUCAUGGGUUAAAUCAGCCGUCCGGCGAGCGCCCGACUGAAGACUGUGAGACUAGUUUCUACGUAAUUAUUAUUUUUUGACUUGAUUUUGAUUGCGUGAAUGUUUUUGUAAUUUUGAUGUGAACCUGUCACACGUUGUCUUAAUAAACACUAGAAUGUAAUGUUGAAUCUGAAUGAAGCUUUAAAAAAG
This is a messenger RNA of Maylandia zebra (zebra mbuna), 978 nucleotides long. RefSeq names its product hydroxysteroid (17-beta) dehydrogenase 8 (gene hsd17b8). Gene Ontology annotation, molecular function: oxidoreductase activity, acting on the CH-OH group of donors, NAD or NADP as acceptor; quinone binding. Gene Ontology annotation, biological process: fatty acid biosynthetic process. The record is from RefSeq and is a predicted model, not a curated record. NCBI's taxonomy places the organism in Eukaryota, Metazoa, Chordata, Actinopteri, Cichliformes, Cichlidae.